AUGGCCAAGCUUUUCGAAAGAAAUUCGCGCAAUGUGCGUAUUGGGUCAUGGGUGGCAGCACUUGGCUUGUUUGCUGCCUGGUAUCAAUAUGAUCAGAAGCAGCAGCGCCAAUUCUCGGCUAAGGACACGAAGGAGUGGAAUGAAGCUAUUCUACGCAUGCAUCCACAGAGAUCCAGCAAGAAAAAACCCUAUGAAGAUUAG
Plasmopara halstedii is the source of this 201-nucleotide messenger RNA. RefSeq lists its product as uncharacterized. NCBI's taxonomy places the organism in Eukaryota, Oomycota, Peronosporomycetes, Peronosporales, Peronosporaceae. The coding region runs from base 1 to 201 and encodes 66 amino acids. The record is from RefSeq and is a predicted model, not a curated record. The transcript is spliced from 2 exons.